Centruroides sculpturatus (bark scorpion) is the source of this 1162-nucleotide messenger RNA. RefSeq names its product actin-4-like. The record is from RefSeq and is a predicted model, not a curated record. The transcript has 5 exons. The coding region runs from base 14 to 1144 and encodes 376 amino acids. NCBI's taxonomy places the organism in Eukaryota, Metazoa, Arthropoda, Arachnida, Scorpiones, Buthidae.
UUCAAAUAGCAAAAUGUGCGACGACGAAGUAGCUGCAAUAAUCGUAGAUAAUGGAUCUGGAAUGUGCAAAGCGGGAUUUGCUGGUGAUGAUGCUCCUCGUUCGGUUUUCCCAUCCGUAGUCGGAAGAUCGCGACACCAGCCUAUUAUGGUUGGUAUGGGUAACAAAGAUAGUUAUGUUGGAGACGAAGCGCAAAGCAAACGAGGUAUUUUAACUUUAAAAUACCCAAUAGAACAUGGUAUCGUUACUAAUUGGGAUGAUAUGGAGAAGAUUUGGCACCAUACAUUCUAUAACGAGCUUCGUAUUGCCCCCGAAGAACACCCUGUUCUUUUAACGGAAGCACCCCUCAACCCUAAAGCAAACAGAGAAAAGAUGACUCAGAUAAUGUUUGAAACCUUCAAUACUCCAGCAAUGUAUGUUGCAAUUCAAGCAGUGCUUUCUUUAUACGCUUCUGGACGAACGACGGGUAUCGUUAUGGAUUCUGGUGACGGUGUGACCCACACUGUACCUAUUUAUGAAGGUUAUGCACUUCCACACGCAAUCCUGAGACUCGAUUUAGCUGGCCGAGAUCUUACAGAUUAUCUAAUGAAGAUUUUAACAGAACGUGGCUACUCUUUCACCACUACCGCUGAAAGAGAAAUCGUACGCGAUGUUAAAGAGAAACUUUGUUAUAUAUCAUUGGAUUUUGAACAAGAAAUGGCUUCAGCAGCUGCUUCUUCCUCCAUUGAAAAGACUUACGAGUUACCUGAUGGUCAAGUGAUGAAUAUUGGAAAUGAAAGAUUCCGCUGUCCAGAAUCACUCUUCCAACCCUCUUUCCUUGGCAUGGAGUCCUGUGGCAUACACGAAACUGCUUAUAAUUCGAUCAUGAAGUGUGAUGUCGAUAUACGUAAGGAUCUAUAUUCCAACAUUGUUCUCUCUGGAGGAACCACUAUGUUCCCCGGUAUUGCGGAUCGUCUUCAGAAAGAAAUAACUACUUUGGCUCCAACAACGAUGAAAAUUAAAAUCAUCGCUCCACCCGAAAGAAAAUAUUCUGUCUGGAUCGGUGGAUCCAUAUUAGCAUCGCUUUCUACUUUCCAACAAAUGUGGAUCUCAAAGCAGGAGUAUGAUGAAUCUGGACCGAGCAUCGUUCAUAGAAAAUGUUUCUAAAUUUAGACAAAUUAGCUG